AUGCCUACUCAUGGAGGAGGCGCAAGGGUGAAUGCUAUUGAAAAUGAAGGGAUAAGUGUUGUAUCUGAUGUGAGCUGUUUGAAUUUUCCUCUUGUGUCUGUGAAACAACAUCUGAUUAAUAGUGGCAUCUUUCCUGGCUGUGGUAUCAAUUGUAAGAAUUGCAAGAGUCAACCUGAGGGCUGUGCUGAUUUGAAAGGUAUGGUGCAAAAACUGAUGGAUGAGGGUCCUCUUCAAUUUUACCGAAGGUUGAGAGGCGCAAAGAGUGAGAAUGGUGAAGUGUCUGUGAUUUCAAUUCCUUAUGAGCCUGUUGUUCCAAUAUGUAUCCAAGUGCCUAUUCAGAUACCUGUCAAUAUCCCAUAUGAGGAACAACCAGCGACGCUGAUGAUUACGGUGCCAGGACCAGUUCCAUAUGAGAGUGAGAAGGCCAUUCCUUGGCAUUAUGGCUCAGAUGUAUAUUACUAUGGUACGAAGAAAGGGGAUGGGCCAUCUAAAGAGAAAUUUGUUGAGGCCGCAGUUGCAAAUGCUGAUAAUUUCGCCGGUACUGGUAGGAUCACUCGCAGUGGUAGGGUGUUCUCUCCUCAGCCAGUACAAAACAAUGCAGAUGCUUUGGCAAAGGCCAAAGGCAAACAAGUGGUGACUGAUGUCCAGAAUUCUCCGAUUCAGAAUGGGGCACCUGAUAACACUGUAUCUUCCAAGGAUGUGGAGGAAUUGUUGAGAAUCAUCAAGAAGUCUGAUUACAAAGUUGUUGAGCAGUUAGGUCAAACCCAAUCAAAGAUUUCCAUCUUGCAAUUACUGAUGUGUUCGGAAGGUCAUAGAGAUGCUCUCUUGAGAAUUCUGAAUGGUGCCUACGUACCACAGGAAAUAUCUGUGAACCAGUUAGAGGCGGUGGCCAAUAACAUUUCAGCUGGAAAUGGUUUGGGAUUAAUUGAUCGUGAUCUUCCUCCCGAGGGGAGAAACCAUAACAAGGCGUUGCAUAUUUCGAUGGAGUGUAAGGGGACGACCUUGUCUCGUGUCCUAGUUGAUACAGGUUCUUCCUUGAAUGUGCUUCCCAAAUCGGCUCUCAUGAGAAUUGACUAUGCUGGUGUUGAUUUGAGGCCCAGUGAAUUGGUGGUACGCGUUUUUGAUGGUUCAAGGAGGUCUGUGUUCGGAGAAGUAGACUUGCCUAUCCAAGUUGGUCCUCAGAAGUUGAAGUAUCCAGUUGAUGGUAAAGUGGUGACGGUUUAUGGUGAGGAAGAUUACAUCGUGAGUCAUCUGUCCUCUUUCCGAUAUGUGGAGAUCGAAGGUGAAAUACAUGAGACGCCGUUCCAAGCGUUCGAGGCUGUAAAUGCUAACAAUCUUGGUUUUAACCCGGGGAGGCAGAAUUCACCGCUCAAGCCUGAUAUCCUCAGCCCGAUCAAGUUUGUGAGUGGUGGUGUCAUUCAAAAUGGCCAGGUUAAUGCCAUUGUCAAUGGUGAAGAGGUGGAUAGCGACUGUGACUUUGAUAGUUGGAUUCGUCUAAGUAUUCUUGGAAAGAUGCCUCACAACUGGACAAUCGAAGAUAUCAUUCAAGUCACACAAGCUCAGGAGUAA
Vicia villosa (hairy vetch) is the source of this 1569-nucleotide messenger RNA. RefSeq lists its product as uncharacterized. The coding region runs from base 1 to 1569 and encodes 522 amino acids. NCBI's taxonomy places the organism in Eukaryota, Viridiplantae, Streptophyta, Magnoliopsida, Fabales, Fabaceae. Gene Ontology annotation, molecular function: aspartic-type endopeptidase activity. Gene Ontology annotation, biological process: proteolysis. The transcript has 3 exons. The record is from RefSeq and is a predicted model, not a curated record.